This is a messenger RNA of Trichoplax adhaerens, 495 nucleotides long. RefSeq lists its product as hypothetical. Gene Ontology annotation, molecular function: structural constituent of ribosome. Bases 32 to 430 code for a protein of 132 amino acids. The transcript is spliced from 5 exons. Lineage: Eukaryota; Metazoa; Placozoa; Uniplacotomia; Trichoplacea; Trichoplacidae. The record is from RefSeq and is a predicted model, not a curated record. Gene Ontology annotation, cellular component: ribosome. Gene Ontology annotation, biological process: translation.
UUCUUUUCAGUUCCGAUCCAACGUUUUCAAAAUGAGCGAAGGUGCUAUCACAAUUCGAACCCGCAAGUUUAUGACCAACCGCUUGUUGAAUCGCAAGCAAAUGGUCGUAGAUGUCCUCCAUCCUGGUAAAGCUACCGUAAAAAAGACUGUCGUUAAGGAAAGAUUAGCUCAAAUGUACAAAUGUGCUGCAGAUCAUAUAAUCUGCUUUGGAUUCAAGACAAUAUUUGGUGGUGGUAAAAGCACUGGUUUCGCCGUUAUCUACGAUAAUUUAGAUUAUCUUAAAAAAUUUGAGCCCAAGCAUCGUUUGGUUCGGUUGGGUUUCUUGGAGAGGAAAAGGGCUUCUAGGAAACAACGUAAGGAGAGAAAGAACAGACAAAAGAAAGUACGUGGUACUGCCAAAGCUAAAGUUGGUGCUGGCAAGAAGAAGUAAUCCGAUCCCGCUUGUACAAAAUAAUUCUCAAAUGCUUGUCUGAUACAGCCAGUUAAAUAAAAAGC